Messenger RNA from Suillus plorans, 3443 nucleotides. RefSeq lists its product as uncharacterized. Lineage: Eukaryota; Fungi; Basidiomycota; Agaricomycetes; Boletales; Suillaceae. The transcript has 4 exons. The coding region runs from base 359 to 3049 and encodes 896 amino acids. The record is from RefSeq and is a predicted model, not a curated record.
AGUCUGUGACCGGACCCGUCUUGGUAGUCCAGCGGUGUGUGUGUUUCGUGUGCAGGCAAGCACAAGACCGGUCGGGACAACGUGUAGCUGUCUUCUUUUCCGAGUCGCCGUAAGUAAUACUCUCGUUCCGUUUCAAUCCGUUCUCGCACAAUGCAUGCCUCGCUCACAGCACGUGUUUGACUUGUCUUUAGCUCGUCUGUCCUAGUUCCCAGAGACGGUCACUCUCCAACUCACGUCAAAGUCAAAAGCAUCUUCUUAGCCUAAAACGAGGUCCCACUUCCGUUUCCUGGAAUUGCAGUAGCUGAUGGUGGCUUCAACCAUUUAACGCACAAAGAAGAGCUUGCGCAUUUUUUUUACCAUGACCGCUCUUUCCCUUGCCUCAUCGUCUCUUGAGUCUGGAGUCAGUCGUCCUGCGCGAAAGGAAAACAGGAUCGUUGCCUUCUUUCGCUCUCGCUCUCGUUCUCGCUCCAGACCCCACCCCAAGUCGACUGUUACUCCAGGUGCUGCGCAAUCCACGACGAAUGUACCAUCCUUGCCUAUGGUGCCUGCCUCUAAGCUUCGCAUCAGUCAUGUGCGUUCCACCAGUUUGGCGUACGAACAAGGGCAUGCAGCCGACACCAGUAUGUCUGCUUCAGCAAGCCAGUCAGAUUCUAAGCUAGGCACGCGAACUUCGACACGCCCGAUAUCAUCCACGACCACUGCCACACACUCCACGAUCACCCCUCUUCCCUCCAACUCCAUCAGAAGAAGACAAAGAACGUCGCAUCACGUUUACUCGCACGAUUACACCCAAGGAGAAGAUCCCGAUCACCAGGCCAACAGAGAUCAGGUCACAUCUCAGGAGGAUCACGAUCGUGCAACUCGUUCGAACACUCCCUCUUCCCUUAAUCAGCGCCGGAAGUUAGAGCUGCGCUCUAUCUUUGGCAUUGCUCUGUCACGGAAGUCAUCGCUAUCCAAUCCGUCUCGGAAACCAUCACCAGGAUCUUCUGACCGCAAAACAUCGUCUUCAUCCCUCUCCCAAAAGGAAGCUGAGAACAUGCCCUCUCGCAAACGAUCAUUCAGGCUCAACUCUAGACCAAACACUCCAAAGUCUACUGACGAAUCGCGCGUUACGAAAACAUCCACCGGUACAAUACCCACUCCUUCCAAUCCCCUCCCACUGUCCGCAUCUCCCCGCAGACUUUCAUUUGGAUUGACAUCAGGUUCUCGCACGCAUACGCCAAUGACAUCAUCAGGCCACCUUCCCCUGGCUCCCUCGUCACGUCACAAACGACAUUCUGUCGGGUCUCAUGACACUGCUCAUGACAGUGCUGUCGCGUUACCUGAUGACCAUUCCGACACCGCCUUCACAUCGUCCAGUCAUAUAGACACUAGAUCUAAUUCAAAGACCAGUGCCUCUAGCCUUAGCCGCUUUGGAAAAUCUCGCAAAGGCAAAGAACAAGAACGCGAUAACAGCCAUUCAAAACUGCGGUCACAAACACGGAAGACACCUCGCAUGGAUGACUCGCGCCCUGGUAUUUUUGGCUCACUUUUGGAAGAGACGUCUCCCAUCAUCAACUUGUCCCCGCCUUCACCGCAGGACGACUCACGCGGCAAGUAUGACCUCGGUGGUCUCGUGGUAUCACUGUUACCCACGGUAGAGUCCAUGUCUGAAGAAGAUACAGCAGAACAACACCCCCUGAUUCGUGCACCGCAAGCAAGACCAGCCAUACCACACAUCAUCCAUACCCCACCGACUCCAAAAAGAACAGCGGAAUUAGAUUCCCCAGUGCGACCCGCUACCACACCACCAACGCUGAGCGGAGGACAGGGGAAGCCGCGCGAAGUUCUGCUCAGCAAGGAUUCGAUCACUGUUCACAGCGAACUUCCAAAGUUGCAUGCACGGGCAGCUCUAAGCGUUGGUUCUGACGGAGACCCUGCAUACAACCGCAUGCGUAGCAGAUUCUCACCCCGGCUGUUUGGGGGAAAAGAUUUAUCUAGAGAAAGCAAGAAGCAGAAACCCGGUGGUCGGCAUGAUUCCGCUGGGACUGUCGGUCCUCCGCGAAAUAUGACCAACCGUCGCAUCAAACAUGGAAGCUUUGACUUCGAGAGACCCGUAUCUGGUGUAAACAGGAGCAGCUCGACAGUCAACGCAUCGCUGGUAAAUGGCGAAGGCUUAACACAAUCUGGUAAAACUGGCGCGGCGACUCAUCGACCGACGGCCUUAGAACGAACAGCAUCAUCGUCAUCUGAUCGUACAGGGAAGUCGCGAAAAUUUGCGUAUCACCCCACUCAAGCCGACUCUCCCAUUCUUGCCCAGCUCUCUGCCAGUCAUACAGGUGAAACCUCUGUUGUUUCCUUCUCAUCAGCAUCUGCCUCUGCGCAGUCGAAGUCGACAGGAACAUCUGUUCCUGGUCCUGGACAAUCAUCCAGUUGGGGACGCGCAUCAGGCAGACGAACUCAACGCACGUCGCACGGACCGUUCCCCUUCGAACCGGCUUCAUCGGUUCCAAGUUCUCCUUUACCGACCUCCUCCGCACUGCCUUCCUACCCGCCAUCUCCUCACCAACAAGAGUUUGACAUUCCGGAAGGACCUGCUUCAUUUCCCCCUAGCUCUCCUCUACGGAGUGAGUUAGGGCUUGGAGGAGGUUCUAUACGUGACAAGAGCCAAAGUGCUCAUGGCCGUGUACAACAAUUACGUGAGCAAGGCAGCGAGAAGAAGGGCAAAGGCCGUUCACUCGAUCUUAAACUUGGUUUAUCUUGGGCACCUAAUCGCGUCCGUCAAGAAGCCAUUAUACAUGGAUCUCUCCUUGCGCAGAAGCACGAGGAGGAGCAUAAUCGGGGGAAGGAUGUCACCAAAGUCUUUGAGAACGUACUCUCCGAAUCCGGAUUCGAAACGUUCAAGAAGUAUGUCCACCGAUUUGACGCCCACUUGAUACCCCUAGAAGGGCCUCGGGGACUGCUAGCGCGCGUUGAAAAUUUACUCACUGCCUCGUCGUUAUCACAGACAGAAAAGUUGGAACUGCUGGACCAGUUUGCUCGAUUCGUGGAGGGGCAUAGCGAAGUCUAAUGGAUAAUAUCACGUCGUGUCAUGGGGAUUUAUGGGUUCUGAGAUGAGUAAUUAUUUCACAACACAUAUAAUGAAAUUUCGUCGUGGCUUCAUGUUUCAAAUAUGAUGCAUCGCCCUUAUUAUCCUGCAUCCUGUGCUAUGCCCUUUUUAUCAUUCUAUAUUUCACGCAUUCAACUUACACAGGUGCUUAUGUCUUUUGUCAUGAUCUACACGCAUUUUUUGUAUUGAUUUAAUUCGUUGCCUUAUGUUUUAAUUCAUGCCACGAUUCUGUUUGCAGUAAUUUAUGAGUUACAUCCUGUAAUUGAGGUUGUCAAGUUCUUGUACCUUAUGAACAGAUUGGAAAAAACAGUGAUAGAACUCAAGAAGAAAAAAUGCUAUUUUACACAUUUCUGGU